AUGCACAGAAUAGCAUUACCUGGGAAUUGUAUUUCUAAGCGUUCAGUACUUGUGAGAAGUACGGACCAACAAACCACGGUAAUGCCAUUAUUUGGACAUUCAAAACGUAAAAAGACAUCGCUAUCGCCCCCGUUAUCUAGUGCGUCGGAUCUGCUCGGUGUAGAGCUUUCGAAUGCGUCGGCAUCGUCUGGGCAGGGAUCUGCAGCAGGUAAACCCAAGAGUAAAAUCAAGAGUCUUUUAAAGCCGAAAAAUUCAUCAACUGAUAAAAUUGAGCAGGAACUACAGAAAGUCAGAUUAGACAACGAUGCAAAGGUGGAAGAAAUACGCAAACAACGUCUUAAUAAGAGAACAAGCACGAUUGUGGAAGCUGAUGUGGAUGAGGCAAAUCAAAACGUAGACAGUGGGUUCGAUUCGGAGUACGACUCUACUGAUCUGGAUGAUCUUGAUUCUGAUUCGGAUGAUAGUGACUACGAAGAAGAACAUUUGCAUGCCAUCAAGAUUAGAGGAAAGAGUCUUUCGAUUCAGAGUAAUCUUGUAUCGCAACUAUCGAGCAUAAUGGGGUACUGUGGGAUAACUUCGACAGCAACCAAUCCAGAGACAUUAGCAGCACUUGCAAACGAAGAGCUGAAAAGAACAUUUUCGUUGCUUGACCAAAAUAUGAAAAUACAUCGCUUGUCGGGCACGUCGAACAGAAAGGAUCCAAAAUUGACCGAAUCGGUUAUCGGGGAUAAACAAGCACAGUUAAUUGAAAAGCUACAGAUAAAACUUGAUGAAGUUCUAAGCCUGAAAGGUUUACCGUCAGAACUGAUUCAAUGUUUGCGCAAUGGUAAGACUGUUUAUGAUAGAUACGGUGUGGUUAGAGAUAUAAUAGGGAGAGGUGCCUAUGGACUAAUAAAGAUCAUUGACCCUAAUGCAACCGAUGCAACACUUAAGUCAACAACGAAGAUUGCUCCGGGAAAUGUAUUUUAUGCAGUGAAAGAAUUGCAAAAACGACCCGGAACUGAUGUAAAACAAAAAGAGUCUCAGAAACAAUUUAUCGAUAGAGUGAUAUCUGAGUUCAUUGUAUCCUCAACUUUGAAUUAUAAACAUAUAGUAAAGACAGUGGAUUUGAUGGUCACAUUGCCACCUACAGGCUCUAAGAAAGCCAGUGAGCUCAGUCAGUGCAUAAAAAUCAGUCAGGUUAUGGAGUGUACUACAGGUGGUGAUUUGUUUACAUAUAUGUCAACUACCACCGACAAAGGAAACCAGCCUAUACGAAGUGUAUCACUUGAUGAAGUUGAUUGCUUUAUAAAACAAAUAUCGAAAGGAUUAUGGUAUAUGCAUAAACAUGGGGUGGCCCACUGCGAUCUUAAGCUUGAAAAUAUUUUAGUAAAUUAUCUACCUCCAGAUCCACAAGAUCCACUAAGAACUAGAAUCGUCUUGAAGCUAUCAGAUUUUGGAAAGGUGAACGUCUUCAAAACUAAAUGGGACCAACAAGAACAAUUAAUACCUUAUGUCAAUGGACCUGUUGGCUCAGAGCCAUAUAUGGCUCCAGAGGAGCAUCUCGGUAAAAUGAAUAAAACAGGAGGGUAUUCUGCGAGAAGUAAAGAUAAUUGGGCCUUGGGAAUUGUGAUACUAGUAUUAUUUAAUAUAAGUAAACAGUACUUUAUCCAUAACAAAUUGGAUGGUGAUGAUGACAAGCCUGCUGAAUAUAGUGGGAUUUUUGACGAAUAUAGCUCUGGAUACUUAUGGCAUUGUACAGAUAUGAAAAUGCAUCAUUUGAAGAAAGCUGAGGAGAAGAGAUAUAGGGAUAAGGUAUUUGAAGAGUAUACGAAGAAUAGAAUGAUAGCGGAUUAUGAUAACACAACAAAAGAGUGGUUGAUUAAGAAAGAGGGUAGGUUUAGACCUAUUGAAAAUUUGUUUGUAAUCCCAAAGGAUGAGGACGACGAAGGAACUGGAGGUUUUGAGUGUCAAUUAGAUGACGAUGAAUUACAACUAUGUGAAUUACGUAAAAUGUUCAUGUAUAAAUUAUUAGAUCCAAAUCCUGAAACAAGAUUAACUUCGGACGAAUUUAUCAGAGGUGACUGGAUGACAUCGGUAUACAACUGCUACGAUUGCAUUAAUUAG
Messenger RNA from Debaryomyces fabryi, 2106 nucleotides. RefSeq lists its product as uncharacterized. The coding region runs from base 1 to 2106 and encodes 701 amino acids. Gene Ontology annotation, molecular function: protein serine/threonine kinase activity; ATP binding. The record is from RefSeq and is a predicted model, not a curated record. The transcript has a single exon. Gene Ontology annotation, biological process: protein phosphorylation; intracellular signal transduction. Lineage: Eukaryota; Fungi; Ascomycota; Pichiomycetes; Serinales; Debaryomycetaceae.